Seriola aureovittata is the source of this 2965-nucleotide messenger RNA. Its product is annotated as soluble guanylate cyclase 88E-like. Gene Ontology annotation, molecular function: guanylate cyclase activity; heme binding; oxygen sensor activity. The transcript is spliced from 18 exons. Lineage: Eukaryota; Metazoa; Chordata; Actinopteri; Carangiformes; Carangidae. Gene Ontology annotation, biological process: response to oxygen levels; nitric oxide-cGMP-mediated signaling; cGMP biosynthetic process. Gene Ontology annotation, cellular component: guanylate cyclase complex, soluble. The record is from RefSeq and is a predicted model, not a curated record. Bases 277 to 2724 code for a protein of 815 amino acids.
AUGCCUUGGUGCUGCUAUUUUAGCCCAGGUCACCUAUUGACCUGACAGGCAAGUGUAAGGGGAGAGCGCACAUGUCAGCUGCAGGUGGAAACCCUCAGCAGGGAGCGAUAGCUGUGGCACUGGUUGGCACAGUUGGAGCCCAGGAUAACACAGCAGUGAGGGACUGCAGAUGUAGCUGGUGUCUGAGGAGGUUACCUGAGGUUUCAUGAGGUUGUGUGUGACGCAGUUAAGCAGUUAACUUGGGCAGCAGUCUGGAGGUUUCCCAACCCUCUGAAGAUGUACGGCCUGUAUUUGGAAGCAGUGAACGAUUACAUUAACGAAUCCUACGGAGAGGAUGUGUGGAGACUGAUCGAGAACCGAGCGGAGAUACCCCACCUCAAGUUUGUCAGACAUCAGAUGUACAAUGACAACCUAAUCCUUCGGUUGGCAAAGGCAGCAGGUGAGGUUCUGGGAAAAACCCACGAUGAGCUGAUGUAUGCCUUUGGGGUUUAUAUGGUGAAGAGGAUUGGAAACUACGGAUAUGAGCGGAUCCUGAAGGUGUUGGGGCGAAAUGUGCGAGACUUCAUCAACGAGCUGGACAAUCUGCAUGAGUACUUUCGCUUCUCCUUCCCUAAGGUGCAGCCGCCGAGUUUCUGUGUGGAGGAGGAGUGCGAAACGAGCCUCACGCUGCACUACCGCAGCACCCGCAAGGGCUUCACCCAGUUUGUCAAAGGGCAGCUCUCUCAAGUGGGACGACAAUUCUACAACACAGAUAUCGAAGUGGAAAUCCUAUCUAAAGAAGAGACAGAAAAAAUGACAUAUGUGGUUUAUAAGAUGAACUUUGACAAUGCAGCCUUCAAGCACCGCAUGCCCCAGCAGAAGACAGCACCGAGCUACGAGAAGCUGCCAAUGAAGCGAGGUAUCUUUUUUGACAUGUUCCCCUUCAGUGUCAUCUUCCGCCGCGACAUGACCAUGUACCGCAUUGGCGACGGCCUCAAGGAGGUCUUCUCUGACCUCCAGGGCAAGAAGGUCAAUGAAGAGUUCACUCUGGUCAGACCCAUGCUGGAGUUCAGCUGGGAUAAUAUCUACACCCAUUUGAACAAUGUGUUUGAGCUGUUGUCCAAAGCAGUGGUGGAGAGCAAGCAGAAGGUCAACAUCCCCAAACUCAGCAAAGAAGAGCCAGAAGAAAAGGAAGAGAGCGAGAAAGCAAAGAGGGAAGAAGAAAGAGAGCCAAAGGCAGUGGAAGAGAUGAAGGGCACGGACCAAGAAUACAGCAGCGCUCUCACCCAAUACAACAGCUCUGCCAAUUCUGGAGGGGAGGAUAUUGAACUGCUGGCGUUCCAGACUGUCACCGGGAAGUGCAGUGAGACAAUCUUUGAGGAUAUGCGGGAGCCUCCUAAGAAGCCUCUCCAUCUGAAGGGCCAGAUGAAGUAUGUCCCCCAGUGGGACUCUCUCAUCUUCCUGGGGACACCAAUUAUAGAGACAGUGGAGGACAUGAUAAAGAUGGGUGUAUACGUGAAUGAUCUGAACCUGCAUGACUCCAGCAGAGAGCUGAUUUUGGCUGGGACACAGCAAUCGGCUGAGCUCCAGCUGGCCCUCGAUCAGGAGCAACAAAAAUAUGCCCAGCUGCAGGAAAUCAUCAAGAAGCUGGACGAAGAGAAGAAGAGAGGAGAUUCGUUGCUGUAUGCCAUGAUCCCUAAAGCUGUGGCCGACCGCCUCAGGAAGGGGAUCACUGCACUGGAGACAUGCCAGGUCUUCCCAGAUGUGACCAUCCUGUUUAGCGACGUGGUCAAGUUUAAUGAGAUCUGCAUCCACAUUACACCCAUGCAGGUGGUGGACAUGCUCAAUGAGAUCUACAUUGUCUUUGACACACUCAGUGAGAAGCACAACGUCUACAAAGUGGAGACGAUCCGUGAUGCCUACAUGGUGGUGGCGGGCGUGCCCAACAAGACCACCUUUCACGCGCACCACAUCUGUGACAUGGCUCUGGAUAUGCUGAGCUCCAUCGACCACCUUAAAGACCCCUCCACUGGGGAUAACAUCCAGAUCAGAGUCGGUAUUCACUCAGGUAUGGUGGUGGCUGGCGUCGUAGGUCUGAAAAUGCCUCGCUACUGUCUGUUUGGCGACACUGUGAACACAGCCUCAAGGAUGGAGAGCAAUGGAGUGGGCAUGCAGAUACACAUCAGUCAGACCACCAAAGACCAUCUGGAACAUGAGCCCUACAUCAUUGAGGAAAGGGGCAAAAUCUUUGUAAAGGGUAAAGGCUACAUGAAAACCUACUGGCUGAAAGGAAAGAAAGAUCUAUCGUUCAAGACCCCGGCAGAGCUGCGCUACAGCAGUGAGCAGAAAGACUCUGAGGACAAGAGCUCUAAUGGUUCCACAAGCACCGAUGCGAAGCGCAUGGCCUCCAACCUCCACAUCACCGGCAGCGAUGAGCAAGCGGAAGGGAAGCCAAGCCCCAGCGACCUCCCCCUGGACACCCUGCCCCCACCAGAGGCCACUAACGAGCCCCCCGCUAUUUCAACCGAGCCUCAGGAGAAGGAGAAAGCCAAAAAGACUAAGAACAACAAGGGGGCCAAGUUGGAUGUGCCCCCAGGAGACACAAUGCCGGAGUACUCGCCGCCCGCUGAUGGGCUGGAGAACCCAGGUCCUUUACUCAACAGCAAGAGAAACAGCUUCAGGCAGCAGUACGCUAAGCUGCCCGCCAAUCUGCCCAUACGCAGCGCUUCCUGCUCCAUUCUGUGAGAGCAAGGUCAGAGUGUAGGAAUACAAGACAACGCUGACAUGUGACAAGGCUGUGAAGUUUAAUCGGGGGCAAGACAGAGCAGGCAUUUCAACGUUUUCAUCAUUUAUGGUCACAGACGACCUGCAUUUUGAAUGCCACUGCAUGUCAAGGGGUUGUGACAGAUGUAGGAUUUUGUGACCUUUUGAGUAAAAUAAGUUUUCUGGCAACUUAAACUAAAGACCAACACACAGAAAACCUGCA